GGAAACCUCAGCAAGCACCCAUCUGAGACCAAGUGUCACCCACAGACACGCCAUCGCUGUUUCAUCUUCUCCCGAUACUCACCAUGGAUAUCCCCAUUCAGUACCCCUGGUACCGCCGGGCCUUCCCAUACCGACGUACUGACCUGUCCUUUGUCGAGUCUCUCACCGACUGGCCUCUCAUCUGGCCAUUCCCAUGGUCCUUUGCUUGGAUGCGCCCCAGUUUCAUGCGCUGGUUAAACUGGCCUGAAAAUGGACACAGUGAGAUGUACGUGGAAAAGGAUCGCUAUGUGAUUUAUCUUGAUGUGAAGCAUUUCUCACCGGAGGAGAUCAGUGUCAACGCCGGUGACGAGUUCAUCACAAUACACGCCAAGCAUGAAGAUAGACAGGAUGACCACGGCUAUGUGUCCAGGGAGUUUCUGCGGAAGUACAGGCUUCCCACCGGAGUGUCAUGCGCUGAGAUCACCUCCAGCUUGUCGUUCGACGGCGUGCUGACAAUCACCACACCCAGGUCUCCACCUGGCCCCGAGCGUAACAUCCCAAUAUCCUGUGAGGAUGGAACAGCCAAGCAGAAAAUGUAGAGCGGAGUCAGGGUGCCUCUGACCCAGUUGCACGACUAAUACUCACUACUAAAUUCUGCAUUUGUUUGUAUUUAACCUGUUUUGUGGGCAGUUGAGUGCGCGUAUAGAUGGGUCAGCCAUGUCUAGAGUCCUGCAAAGAGCCUUCUAAUAAACCAGUAUCUAACUUGC
Messenger RNA from Phyllopteryx taeniolatus (common seadragon), 746 nucleotides. RefSeq names its product alpha-crystallin B chain-like. Gene Ontology annotation, biological process: response to heat; protein refolding. Bases 84 to 578 code for a protein of 164 amino acids. The record is from RefSeq and is a predicted model, not a curated record. Gene Ontology annotation, molecular function: protein folding chaperone. The transcript is spliced from 3 exons. NCBI's taxonomy places the organism in Eukaryota, Metazoa, Chordata, Actinopteri, Syngnathiformes, Syngnathidae.